CACUAAUUAAGUAAACCUUCAGUAGUGAGGAAUAGCCAAAAAGGAUGAUGCUAUCGUGAACAAACAACUCCAUAUUGUAGCCGCAUUUAUGAGUACUCACAAAUAGUAGCUUCUAAGUCUUGCGGAGGUUUCAACAAUGGAGAGAUACCACUUUCCUCGGGAUGGAUGUGAAAACAGAUUAUGAUCCGUUCCUUUAACACAGAAAGAGAGCUAGUGUUUGAGUUUCAAGUCGAUUUCAGAAGAGAAUGCCCUGCCCCUGUGGUUGAAGAUCAUGAAAUCCACGUUCUCAGGCAAAGAAACAACCCUGCAAAUAGCAAAUGGGGAUGUACAGACAGGAACUUCCCCGGCACAGUUAAAGCUGCCCACAUACAGCACAAUAGCCCUACAAGCAACUCCAGCACCACCUACAUCGGAGGCCCAGAGAAUUCCUCCUCCAUAAUCUUCAGCAGGCUCCUAUACUGAAUCGUUGAAUAGGCGGCGUGGCCCAGAAUCAGAACUCCGAUAACGCCGACUGUAAAUCCCAAUCCCAUCUAGCCAGAACUUGGUGCUCCAACUGGAACUGAUUGGAGAAGAAGGGAUGAAGAGAAAGACUGAAGAUUGGGGAUGGGAUCGUUCGAUCGAGAUUCUAGGGUUGAGGUUCGUUUUCGAUUUUGGGGGGAGGGGCCAAAACGACAAAAUGCCAUAUUAAGAAGUUCCUCCAGAUUCAGAAUAUCCGAUCCGCCCUUCGCUUGGGAUUCCUAACCAAAGUACCAAACAGACCCUUAGGCCAAAAGGCAAAACAAAACAAAAAAUAAGAGCAAAAAUUCAGUGGCCACGGCGGACGUUACACCAAACUUUGGACGGACUUCUCAACGCCUUUCUUCAAAGAUCUCUACUCCUCCCUUUUUUCCCACCUACCGCCUUUCUUCACUCCUCUGCUUCUUCCUCCUUCCCAUCUUUUCCUUUCGCUCUUCGUUUCCUUCAAUCGCCGGGGAAAUGCAGAGCGCCGCCUUCACUACCUCCCCUUCCUUCCUCCGUCCGCUCCGGUCCAACAACCCUAGGUUGGGCUUCCGCUUCGACCCUAUUCGAGCUACUAGCCGGGACGAUCUCGGCGCUUCCAGCAAUGUCGUUUUCCCCCGCCGCUCCUGGUCCCUCGGCUCCCCUUCCUCCAAGCUCCAGCUCCGGCCAUGGAAUCCCCUGCCUCCGCUUGUUUCUUCUGAGAAGAGGGCGGAGCGAUUUGAAGUGAAGGCCACUGCCGAGACCGCUGGCGAGGAAGACAAGUCCAGUAGCUUCACUAAGACUCUGGUGCUCGGAUCCUUGUUUGGUCUCUGGUAUCUCUUCAAUAUCUACUUCAACAUCUAUAACAAGCAGGUCUUGAAAGUCUUCCCUUACCCCGUAACGAUUACCGCCAUCCAGUUUGCUAUGGGAACUGCUCUCGUUACUUUCAUGUGGACUUUCAACCUCUAUAAGAGGCCCAAAAUUAGUGGCGCUCAGCUUGCUGCAAUCCUGCCUCUUGCGGUUGUCCACACUCUCGGUAAUCUCUUCACGAACAUGAGUCUUGGGAAAGUGGCUGUUUCGUUCACUCACACUAUCAAAGCUAUGGAGCCAUUCUUCUCGGUUCUUCUCUCUGCAAUGUUCCUUGGUGAGUUUCCUAGUCUUUGGGUGGUUUCUUCUCUUUUACCAAUUGUUGGUGGAGUGGCACUGGCAUCUAUGACUGAAGCCUCGUUCAAUUGGGCUGGUUUUUGGACUGCAAUGGCUUCCAAUGUGACCAAUCAAUCUCGAAAUGUCCUGAGCAAAAAAGUCAUGGUGAAGAAAGAGGAAUCUAUGGACAACAUCACCCUCUUCUCAAUCAUAACAAUUAUGUCAUUUAUCUUGCUUGCUCCUGUGGCUCUCUUUAUGGAAGGCGUCAAGUUCACUCCAGCAUACCUCCAGUCUGCUGGAUUGAAUGUUAAACAAGUGUGCACUAGGUCGCUAAUUGCUGCUCUAUGUUUCCAUGCAUAUCAGCAGGUUUCGUACAUGAUAUUGCAGAGGGUAUCACCUGUUACCCACUCAGUUGGCAACUGUGUGAAGCGUGUGGUGGUCAUUGUGAGCUCCGUGAUCUUCUUCCAGACACCUGUUUCACCAGUCAAUUCUAUAGGCACUGGGAUAGCACUAGCUGGAGUGUUCCUAUACUCGAGAGUGAAGCGCAUUAAGCCAAAGCCAAAGGAAGCUUGAAAAGUGUUUUGUCGAUAAAUUUUGGUUUCUCUGAAAUUGGGGGGUUUUUUCCCCGAUGAUUUGAAAUUGGGGUUUCUGUCUUCCGUUGAUAGCAUUUUUUAUAUGUUUUCUUGCAUUCGAAGGAACAAAAUUGUUGUAGACCAAGCCAGGAACUUCAGGGUUAGGUUGUGUGUGUUUUCUUGUUGCGUUUGAUCCCCAUUGUUUAGGACGGGGAUGUUGUUUUGUGGGGGUGGCUUUUAGCUGGGUUAGGGUUGACUGAGAAUAAUUGUAUACGACCUGGUUAGAGCAAUUUUAUUAGGAGGGAACUUCCCGACGGCAAAUUUCUUUGGCAAGUUCAAUGUUGGGUGUUAUUUGCAAGGGAAUUCGGCAAGGUGCACGCUCUGUUGAUGAGUACUUCAAAGAGCUGGAACUGCUCUUAAUGAGAGCAAAUGUGAGGGAGGACAAGG
This is a messenger RNA of Linum tenue, 2639 nucleotides long. NCBI's taxonomy places the organism in Eukaryota, Viridiplantae, Streptophyta, Magnoliopsida, Malpighiales, Linaceae. The record is from the annotation of a GenBank genome assembly.